Microthlaspi erraticum is the source of this 1101-nucleotide messenger RNA. Lineage: Eukaryota; Viridiplantae; Streptophyta; Magnoliopsida; Brassicales; Brassicaceae. The record is from the annotation of a GenBank genome assembly.
AUGGAAUUAAUAUCAACGGUGGCGAGCUGGUUCACUCCGACGACUCUUUUCCUCCUCCUCAAUCUCAUGAUCGGCACGAUCGUCAUCACUUCUAGCUUCGGAUCAGGUUCAAGGAAACACCAACCGCACCACGAUGGAUUCGGGUCGGGUCAUGCUCCGUUAACCAGAGCUCCGUCCAUCAUCGACCGAGUCAAGUCCAUCAAUUUUCAUCUCUACAAAUUUCCUCCUCCAGAAACAGAGCUUUUCUCGAUGACGACCCACCACGACGUAAUCGGGCCGGAUCUUCAUGUAUACCCGGAUCCAAACCCGCCUCCGCUACAACGCGUCCCUUCUCUCCUGGAUCGGGUCAAAUCCAUCAACAUGUCGUACUUCAAGUUCCCACACGACGCAACCGGGUCGGAUCCUCACCAUCAUUCCCACUCUCACCCGGACCCAAACCCGAAUCCGCCUCCGUUGCAACGCACUCCUUCUCUCCUGGAUCGGGUCAAAUCCAUCAACAUGUCAUACUUCAAAUUCCAGCAGUAUAACCCGGAGGAGAGUGAUUACGCUACUCAAACGGAGCCAACCCGAUUCGAAAGCAUUCCGACCCGGAUGGGUCGGGUUGAUCCGAUUGAUAUCUCAAAAUUCAGGAUUCCGGAGGAAGACCAACCGACUACAACUGACCGGCCCGUUUUAACUCGGACUCCCUCCAUCUUGGAACGGGUCAAAUCCAUUAAGCUAUCUUCCUUUUACAGAUCCGACCCGGAAACCCAUCAGGAUCCGAAUUCGGCUCCUCACGAAGACCACAAGCAUGUCAGGAGCAAACCGGAAUCGAAGAAACCGGUGAAGAAGAAGAAGAAAGCGACGGGGAAGAUGACGAAAUCAGCGAGCGAAAAAUCGGGGAUGGGUUUCGUCGGAAGCUCUGAGGCGGCGGAGACGGUGGAUUCCGUCGAACGGAGGAGACCAGACACAACGAGAGUCGAGAGAACGACGUCGAACGGCGACAGCGAAGAAUGCGUCGACGCGAAAGCUUCAGAUUUCAUCAACAAGUUCAAACAUCAGCUGAAGCUACAGAGACUCGAUUCGAUUCUGAGGUACAAGGAGAUGCUCAAAGGCAAGUGA